Messenger RNA from Ricinus communis (castor bean), 1983 nucleotides. Its product is annotated as protein DETOXIFICATION 34. Gene Ontology annotation, biological process: xenobiotic detoxification by transmembrane export across the plasma membrane. Gene Ontology annotation, molecular function: xenobiotic transmembrane transporter activity; antiporter activity. The record is from RefSeq and is a predicted model, not a curated record. The coding region runs from base 1 to 1803 and encodes 600 amino acids. Lineage: Eukaryota; Viridiplantae; Streptophyta; Magnoliopsida; Malpighiales; Euphorbiaceae. The transcript is spliced from 8 exons. Gene Ontology annotation, cellular component: membrane.
AUGUACAAGGCUUCCUUUGGAAGCUACUCUAUGUACAAACAAGGGAAGCUUCUAGGCAGCUCCUUGGCUUGCACAAAGCCUUACAUCCUCCAGCAAUCUCUAGAUCCUUCCCUUGGUUUCGUUGGGCAGCCAACUUGGGCUAGGCUGCAGCUUUCGGGCUGGGCAUAUGUUAGAAAAAAAAAAAAAAAAGCAAAAAUUGCGAAUUACAAAGAAAAUCACCCGCUUAAAGCAGAGGAGAGCAAUAGUUCAUCCUCUGCCACAAGUCCCAGCAAAGAAACUGAAUCGAAUAGCACUGCAACAUUGAUUGAUGGGGUCAUACGCAGUGAUACACUUCCACCUGAUAGAAUCUCCAUCAUUGAAACAACUGAUCUCCACCCUGCACCUUCGACUUUGCUUAGUAAUGAUGGCGGAGAUUAUCCUCCUAUACAAUCCUUUGAAGAUGCAAAAUAUAUUUGUACUUUGGAAUCUUUAAAGUUAUGGGCUAUUGCAGCUCCUAUAGCAUUUAAUAUCCUGUGUAAUUAUGGGGUUAACUCAUUUACUAAUAUUUUUGUUGGCCAUAUUGGAGAUAUUGAAUUAUCUGCAGUUGCGAUUUCACUUUCUGUCGUUGCAAACUUCUCUUUUGGCUUCCUGCUUGGUAUGGGAAGUGCACUUGAGACAUUAUGUGGACAGGCAUUUGGAGCAGGACAAAUAGAUUUACUUGGAGUAUACAUGCAACGAUCAUGGAUCAUCUUGUUUGUUACUUGCUGCUUUUUGUUGCCGCUUUAUGUAUAUGCCACACCAAUCUUAAAGCUCCUUGGGCAAGAAGCUGAUAUAGCAGAACUUGCUGGCAAUUUUACAAUUCAAGUUAUCCCUCAGAUGUUUUCAUUGGCUGUCAAUUUUCCUACCCAGAAAUUCUUACAAGCACAAAGCAAGGUUGGAGUUUUGGCAUGGAUUGGUUUUGUAGCCCUAAUAGCACACGUUGGGGUGCUUUAUCUCUUUGUUAGUGUAUUCAAAUGGGGUUUGGCUGGUGCGGCUGCAGCCUACGAUGUUUCGGCUUGGGGUAUUGCUUUGGCUCAGGUGGUUUAUAUUGUUGGUUGGUGUAAGGAUGGGUGGACUGGAUUGUCAUGGUUAGCAUUUAAGGACAUAUGGGGAUUUGCUAAACUUUCCAUAGCCUCAGCUGUGAUGAUUUGCUUAGAGAUUUGGUAUUUUAUGACCAUAAUUGUUCUUACUGGUCACCUUGAAGAUCCUAUUAUUGCCGUCGGAUCCCUUUCUAUUUGCAUGAACAUCAAUGGUUGGGAAGGAAUGUUAUUUAUCGGAAUUAAUGCAGCUAUAAGCGUCCGAGUUUCUAAUGAACUUGGAUCACAACAUCCAAGAGCUGCAAAAUACUCGGUGAUCAUCACAUGCAUGGAGUCUCUGCUUAUAGGGGUAACGUGUGCGUGCAUUGUUAUGCUAACAAAGGAUGAAUUCUCCUUCAUCUUUACUGAUAGCUUGGAGAUGAGGAAAGCAGUGGCCAAUUUGGCAUACCUUCUUGGUCUAACAAUGAUACUAAAUAGUGUUCAACCAGUAAUAUCAGGUGUUGCAGUAGGAGGAGGCUGGCAAGCCUUAGUAGCUUAUAUAAAUUUGUUUUGCUAUUAUGUAAUUGGUCUCCCUCUUGGGUUUCUCCUUGGUUAUAAAACAAGUUUACAUGUACAGGGAAUUUGGAUGGGCAUGAUUUUUGGAACUUUCUUGCAGACACUAAUCCUCAUUUACAUCAUUUAUACAACUAACUGGAACAAAGAAGUUGAAGAAGCAUCUGAAAGAAUGAGAAAAUGGGGUGCACAUUAAGAGCCAUUGCCUACUACUGAUGCAAAAUAAACCAUUUAAUUUCUUAGAGAACUUAGUAACUGAAUUACGUAGUAUGUUUAUUUUCCACUCUCAGUUUUUUAACAUCUUUAAGGAAAUAGAGUCUGAAUUUGAUCCAUUUUUCACUUCAUAUAUGAUAAUUUUAUUCCAGUAUAUAUCCAA